AUACCACUUCUGCAGUAAGCCCGCCCCUUGAUUCUCCCCUUUUGCUUGUUGCUCUCCCUUGUUCGCCGGAGAAAUGGAGCAACUUCCAAAAUGCCCAGCCAACUACGUGCCCUUGACCCCGGUGACCUUCCUACAGCGUGCGGCCAGUGCCUAUGCUGACCGGACAUCCAUUAUCUACGAGCGAGUCCGCUUCACCUGGAGGCAGACCUACGAGCGGUGCCGGCGCCUCGCCUCCUCCCUCCGCUCCCUCCAUAUCGGCAAGAAUGACGUCGUCUCCGUCCUCGCUCCCAACAUCCCCGCCAUGUACGAGAUGCACUUCGCCGUCCCCAUGGCCGGCGCCGUGCUGAACACCAUCAAUACCCGACUGGACGCCAACUCUGUGGCCACCAUCCUCCGCCACUCCGAGGCCAAGCUGCUCUUCGUCGACCACCAACUCGUCCAGCUGGCCGGCGACGCAAUCUUGAAGCUCCGGGAAAUCGGAGAGGCUGCCGGCUGCCCGGUGCCGCCGGUGAUCCUUAUUGACGAUCUCGACGGUCCCACCGGCUGCGCCAUUGGUGCGCUGGAAUACGAGGCCCUGGUCCAGGGGGGCGACCCCGAGUUCGUACCGGCGGUGCUGGAGGACGAGUGGGACCCGAUUUCUCUCAAUUACACCUCCGGUACCACGUCGGCGCCCAAGGGCGUGGUGUACACCCACCGUGGGGCCUACCUCAGCACCGUCAGCUUACUGCUCCAUUGGGAGCUGCGGGGCUCACCUGUCUACUUGUGGACCCUGCCCAUGUUCCAUUGCAACGGCUGGACCUUCACGUGGGGAGUCGCCGCCCGCGGCGGCACCAACGUCUGCCUCCGCACCACCGCCGCCGCCGGCAUCUUCCGGUCCAUCGCCGAGCACGGCGUCACCCACAUGUGCUGCGCGCCCAUCGUCUUCAACAUCAUCCUCAACGCGGGCCCCGAGCAGCGCCGCCGGAUCGACAGGCCGGUCGAGAUCCUCACCGGCGGGGCCCCUCCACCGGCGGCGCUCUUGCUACAGAUCGAGAAGCGAGGGUUCCACGUGACGCACGCGUACGGCCUUACGGAGGCAACUGGGCCGGCGCUGGUGUGCGAGUGGCUGCAACAGUGGGACGAGCUGCCGACCGCGGAACGGGCACGGCUGAAGGCCAGGCAAGGCGUGGGGGUGCUCAGCCUCGCCGACGUCGAUGUCAAGAAUCUGGACACGAUGCUCAGCGUCGCCCGCGACGGCCGAACAGUAGGUGAGAUCGUCCUUCGCGGCAGCAGCAUCAUGAAGGGGUACCUGAAGGACCAGGCUGCAACCCAGGAAGCAUUCAAGGACGGCUGGUUCCGGACAGGCGACGUGGGAGUGGUUCACAAGGAUGGGUACAUAGAGAUCAAGGACCGGUCCAAGGACGUCAUCAUCUCCGGCGGCGAGAACAUCAGCAGCGUCGAGAUCGAGACGGUACUCUACUGCCACCCGGGUGUAGCCGAGGCUGCUGUCGUGGCAAUGCCGCACCACCACUGGGGGGAGACUCCCUGUGCGUUCCUGGCAUUGAGGGAGGGACACUCCAAAGAAGAAGUCGAGGAGGACAAGAUGAUCUCCUUCUGCAGGAAGAAACUGCCGGGUUAUAUGGUGCCGAAAAAGUUCGUGAUCUUGCGGGAACUUCCAAAAACAUCAACCGGUAAGAUCCAGAAGUUCGAGCUUCGGGCCAUGGCUAAGGGCUUGGCCGGCGUUGGGGAGCCCAAGAGGCUUUCAUCUUUCAAGAAGCAAGCAUCUCUGAAGAAGAUUCAGCAGUAUGACCACCACCACCAAGUGCUUGCUAGGUCUCGUUUAUGAAGAAAUAAGGAGACUUAAUUAGUAGCAGAAGUCAAAUGUGUACAUACAUAGGUCUCUUCAUGGGACUGCUAGUACUGAAUUAAG
Messenger RNA from Nymphaea colorata (pocket water lily), 1909 nucleotides. Its product is annotated as trans-cinnamate:CoA ligase, peroxisomal-like. The record is from RefSeq and is a predicted model, not a curated record. NCBI's taxonomy places the organism in Eukaryota, Viridiplantae, Streptophyta, Magnoliopsida, Nymphaeales, Nymphaeaceae. The transcript has a single exon. Bases 74 to 1825 code for a protein of 583 amino acids.